This is a messenger RNA of Pundamilia nyererei, 3047 nucleotides long. RefSeq names its product niban apoptosis regulator 2b (gene niban2b). NCBI's taxonomy places the organism in Eukaryota, Metazoa, Chordata, Actinopteri, Cichliformes, Cichlidae. The coding region runs from base 275 to 2563 and encodes 762 amino acids. The transcript is spliced from 14 exons. The record is from RefSeq and is a predicted model, not a curated record.
UUUAACGUAACGUGGCUGCACGGCAGAAGUUCUCCUCCUACUUAGGAGGGUGUGUCUGUCCGAGAGAAAAACGCACAGUUCUUACACAGUUUGAACUUCCUUUCGACAGCUUCGACUUGAGUGUUUGGUACCACCCGUUAUUACUGACGCUGCAGUCAUUUCAUGAGCGGACAGGGCUGCUGUGGCAGGAGACACGUCUCUGUAGACUUUAUUGUUUGUCUUAAAAAGUAGUUGUCGGUCUGACGCAGCGUUCGCGUGGGACGCUUCACUGAUCAUGGGGGAUGUGAUUUCUAGUCACCUGGAUGAAGGCAAGCGGGAGAUUAUCACAGCUCGGACCAGAAAGGUGAUUGCUGAGUUUGGGCGUUUGUAUGAGCAGCAGUACGCGGUAGCUCUGUUCAACAAAGUUCGCUUUGACGUAGAGGGAGGAGGAACCCUGCAACCUCAGCUGCUUCACCGCAAGAUUCCUCUGGAGAACAAGGACAUUUUUUCAGGCUCCCUCUUCCAGUACUUGGAGGAAAACAAGAAAUGGAGGAACCACUUCCUUUCCAUCCCAGACUCCCAUGACGUCAAGUACUACGACAGCAAGGCGUCCCAUGACAGACUCCUCCAUCCCAAAGGAACCAUCAACUGUGCCGGGUAUAAAGUCCUGACAUCUAUGGAGCAAUACCUGAAUCUGAUCAGCAACAGCUUGCCAGGUGUUAAAGCCAAGGUGGGAAGUUCCCCCUUUCUAAAGUGUGCCACUCCGUACCCUCUGAUAAUGUGGCACCCUUAUGCCCGCCACUACUAUUUCUGUGUGACGACAGAGAAAGAGCAGCAGAAGUGGUAUAUGGUACUCCAAGACUGUGUCAGACACUCCAACAAUGGUUUGUCAGAUGAGAAAAAAGUUCAGACACCAGCCUUCACUACUGCAGUGCGACUCUACCGUCAAGCUCAAGGCCAGUAUGGCACCUGGGAAAUGAUGUGUGGUGCACCGUCACAGAUCUUGUCUAACCUGGUGAUGGAGGGCCUCCUCUCGGAGCUGAGAGACCUCAUCUCCCCCCGCCUCAAAGGCAAACUCCAUGAGAGACAAAGGAACUGGAUACUGAUCAGUGAUGCUGUGUACAGCCUGGUGCAGGCGCAGUGCCAGACGCAGUAUGAAGCAGUGUUGCAGAAGUGUGAGGCUAACCGCUCUUCUUUAGAGGCCUCCAUACGAACAGACGUGGACCAGAUCAUCACAUCCAAGGAACACGUGACCAACAAGAUCAGAGCCGUGGUUCUUCCUAAAGCAGAGAAGCUGCUGAAGGUGAGCAUUCAGCCCUACAUCAGCUCCAUCCUAGAGGCCCUGCUGGAGCCCACCAGCCGAGGGUUCUUCGAGGUCCGCGAGGUUUUCUUCCGAGAGCUGGUGGACAUGAGCAAAAACGUCCUGAAUGAGGGCACUAAGGAGAUGGUGGCACAGCACAUGGAGAAGAUCUCAAUGCUUGCCUUCCAUCCAGUGAAGAUGUGCAGCUGCUAUGAAAAGGUGAUGCAGCUGAGUCUGGAAGGUCUGGAUCAGAGAUUUGACAUCUCGAGCCCCUCGGUGUUCAUCCAGAGGGUCCAGAUCCUCAUGAGAGAGCAAAUGGACAAUGCUGUUUAUACAUUUGAGCAGAUCCUUCACCAGAGUCUGGAGUCUCAGGGCGGUGAGGAUCUCUGUAAGACUAUCCAGCGCUGCCAGGACAGAGUUAUCAAGAAGUUUGACUAUGACAGCAGCACAGUGAGGAAGUGUUUCUUCCGCGAGGCUCUCUUGCAGAUCUUCAUCCCCUACAUUCUAAAGCAGCUCAACCCUUGCUUUGUAUCUGAGUUGCCACGCUUUGAGGAGCUCAUCUUCGAGGACUUUUCCCACUUCAUCCUGGUAGAAAACAUCUUUGAAGAGGUUGUGCUGCAGUCAGUCAUGAAGGACAUUAUAAUGGCUGUAAAGGAGGCGGCAGUCCAAAGGAGACACAAUCUGUACAGGGACAGUAUUGUUCUGAGCAACAGUGACCCCAACCUGCAUCUGCUUGGAGAUAAUCCCUCCAUCGACUGGGCGGGACAGUACGGAGGCGACCAGGAGGAGGUGGAUGGGGCAGAGAAUGAUGCCGAGUACGAUGGUGAGGUGGAAAGUGUGACGUCCCGGAAGAAGAAAAGAGUGAAGCAGGUGGUGUCCUUGAUCCAGACGGACGGCACCGCUGUCCUGCCUAGCGAGUCGUGCCUGGAGGUGCCUGGUGUUGAAGACAUACCAGAGGAAGAUGGAGAGGGGCGGAAAGAGAAUGGAGCUGGGGAGGAGAACUCUGAAAACAAACCUUUGUGUGACCACAAUGGAUUUGCAAGUCUCAAAGCCUCCACAGGAAAGCCAGAAGACGACAACGAACCCGAGGAGCAGCAGAAAGAGGAAUUCCAGGCGACCGAGUCUGCAGGAGAGGGAGAGGAAAGUCAGGCUGUGGCAGAAAAGCAGCCAUCAUCCAAGCAGGACGAGUCGGAGCUUUUACUCCUGCCUCCUGCUCCAGCAGCACAAAAGGAGUCUGAGAAUCAGGAGACGAGCGUCGCUGCAGGAGCCCAGCGACUAAAGUGAAUCCUGCCCGCUUCCUUUUGCUUUUCCCGUUUAUACCAAGUUUAAGACACUAAACACCUUUUUUAACCACAACAACCCAAACUUUGUCUUCACCUGGUAGAAACUGUGUGCUGUGUAUAAAUGUGACAAGCUGCAAGAGCGCCAGGAUCGAGGUGCCUUCAAGAAGCUGGAUGUUUUCUGUGGUUUGACCUUCAAUCGGACUUUUCUAACUGCGUGAUUCAAACUGUAAACAUUAAACUGUCACUGAGUGAUGAGCGGCUUAAAGAACGUGCGACCAAAGAAUGAAUCCUGAGUGCAGACGAUCGUGUCCAUGUCAGCACGAGUUUGUUUUGUGUUGGUGGGAACGGCACCGUUUUACAUCAGUAACAAGAAAGAUUUUAUUAACUGUAAUUUUACAUCAUUUUCUAUCAUUUCCACACUUUUUCAUUUUUAGAUUGAACUUUCUGAAGCAAAUGAUUUAUUGGUAAUAAAUUAUCGAUCAAAA